UAUAUGAACAGCCUGAAGUUAACUUUUAUGGACUUUCCCUUCUCUGUUUGAAACUGAUCAUUUUAAGUUCUUUCCUUGAGUCACUAGAGAGAGAGAAAAAGAGAGACAUAAUCUUAAAUUUUCUGACAUUAAUUUAGGAAGAUGAAGAUAUGGGGUCUUUUUUUCCUGUUCCUCUACUUGUUUUUACAUGUUAGAGCAGCUAUGGUAAGGGAUGGAUUUAUAACAACAAAAGAUGUGCAUUUCAUGUUAAAUGAGAGUCCAUUUUAUGCAAAUGGAUUCAAUGCUUAUUGGCUUAUGUAUAUUGCCUCUGAUUCAUCCCAAAGAGAUAAAGUUUCUUCUGCUCUUCAAGAAGCUGCAAACCAUGGCCUUACUGUUGGAAGAACUUGGGCUUUUAGUGAUGGUGGAUAUUCACCUCUUCAAUACUAUCCUGGAUCCUACAAUGAAAAAAUGUUUCAGGGUUUGGAUUUUGCCAUAUCUGAAGCUGGGAAAAAUGGGAUUAAGCUAAUCUUGAGCUUGGUUAACAACUAUAAGGAUUUUGGAGGAAGGAAACAAUAUGUGGAAUGGGCAAAAAGUCAGGGUGAAUCCUUACAAUCAGAGGAUGAUUUCUUUUCAAACAAUGUUGUUAAGGGCUACUUCAAAAACCACAUUAAGGCAGUUUUAACAAGAAGAAACAGCAUAACUGGAGUUGCAUACAAAGAUGAUCCCACAAUAAUGGCUUGGGAGCUUAUGAAUGAGCCCAGAUGUCCUUCAGAUCCAUCAGGAAUUACUAUCCAGACUUGGAUUACAGAAAUGGCUUCAUACAUUAAAUCCAUCGACAAUAAUCACCUAGUAGAAGCUGGACUGGAAGGAUUUUAUGGACAUUCAGAUGCUCAGAAGCAGCAAUAUAAUCCAAACUUUCUUGUUGGAACAGAUUUCAUUGCAAAUAAUCAAAUUCCAGAAAUUGAUUUUGUCACUGUUCACUCAUACCCUGAUCAAUGGUUGACUGGGCAAGAUGAUGAAGCCCAACUUAAUUUCCUAAACGAUUGGCUCAAAGUGCAUAUUCAAGAUGCUCAAUCAAUUCUCAAGAAACCUCUAAUAUUUGCUGAGUUUGGUAAAACAUACAAAGGUGUUGGUUUUACACCUGAACAAAGAGACAUAGUCUUCAACACUGUUUAUUCCAGUAUAUAUUGGUCAGCUAAAGGUGGUGGCGCGGCGGCCGGCGGCUUAUUCUGGCAACUAUUAUCUGAAGGAAUGGAUUCAUAUAGAGAUGGAUAUGAGAUUAUUUUGAGUGAAAGUCCUUCUGUUUCUGAAAUAAUACUGCAGCAGUCCCAAAGGCUUAACAAGAUUAGAAAAAUGUAUGCAAGGCUAGUGAAUGUAGAGAAGUGGAGGAGAGCAAGGGACAAGAUUAAUCAUGGAAAUUGAAGAGAGUAGAAUCAAUAAUGUCAAAAUGCUAACACCUGAGAAAGAUUGGAGUGAAGUAGAUUUUAGCCUUUAUUUAGUUAUACGUGGAAAAAAAGUUACAUCAUGUUUUUUAGGAACUUGCUUAACAUGUUAUUUAUCAGAGACAGUAUUCUAGUGCUUUGUUAUGGAUUAAAAUAUAUUGAUAA
Molecule: messenger RNA, 1586 nt
Organism: Nicotiana attenuata
Lineage: Eukaryota; Viridiplantae; Streptophyta; Magnoliopsida; Solanales; Solanaceae
Product: mannan endo-1,4-beta-mannosidase 7-like
Exons: 5
Coding region: 142-1401 (419 amino acids)
Molecular function (GO): hydrolase activity, hydrolyzing O-glycosyl compounds
Source: RefSeq, a predicted model, not a curated record